CUUCCUUUUCUGAUAUCCGGUUCAAGUAAUUGUUGCUGAAACGAAAUGGCGCCCCGCAAGGCUAAAGUGCAGAAGGAGGAGGUGCAGGUGCAGCUGGGUCCACAGGUGCGAGAUGGCGAAAACGUUUUCGGUGUUGCCCACAUCUAUGCCAGCUUCAACGACACGUUCGUGCAUGUCACCGAUCUGUCUGGUCGCGAAACCAUCGCCCGCGUCACCGGCGGCAUGAAGGUGAAGGCCGAUCGCGAUGAAGCUUCUCCUUAUGCAGCCAUGUUGGCUGCUCAGGAUGUCGCUGAGAAAUGCAAAUUGCUUGGAAUUACCGCACUGCAUAUCAAACUGCGUGCAACCGGUGGCAACAAGACAAAGACACCGGGACCCGGCGCUCAAUCGGCGUUGCGCGCCCUCGCGCGUUCCUCAAUGAAAAUCGGCCGCAUCGAGGAUGUUACGCCAAUCCCAUCCGAUUCCACACGCAGGAAGGGUGGUCGGCGCGGUCGCCGUCUCUAAAAAACAUCGCUCACUGUUAUGUUAUAAACAAAAAACAUAUAUGCACAUGCUAUGUAUUUUAUAUAUAGCGCUGACUCUUCUAUAUUUAUAUGUAGUAAUAAAUGAUUAAAACACGAACAGUAUAUAAGCACAUUAAAUAAAAAUAAUAAGGUCAAGGA
Molecule: messenger RNA, 659 nt
Organism: Drosophila grimshawi
Lineage: Eukaryota; Metazoa; Arthropoda; Insecta; Diptera; Drosophilidae
Product: 40S ribosomal protein S14a
Exons: 3
Coding region: 46-501 (151 amino acids)
Biological process (GO): maturation of SSU-rRNA from tricistronic rRNA transcript (SSU-rRNA, 5.8S rRNA, LSU-rRNA); translation; ribosomal small subunit assembly
Cellular component (GO): cytosolic small ribosomal subunit; ribosome
Molecular function (GO): mRNA 5'-UTR binding; structural constituent of ribosome; small ribosomal subunit rRNA binding
Source: RefSeq, a predicted model, not a curated record